Messenger RNA from Labeo rohita (rohu), 6424 nucleotides. RefSeq names its product forkhead box N3 (gene foxn3). Gene Ontology annotation, cellular component: nucleus. The record is from RefSeq and is a predicted model, not a curated record. Gene Ontology annotation, molecular function: cis-regulatory region sequence-specific DNA binding; DNA-binding transcription factor activity. Gene Ontology annotation, biological process: regulation of DNA-templated transcription. Lineage: Eukaryota; Metazoa; Chordata; Actinopteri; Cypriniformes; Cyprinidae.
CUAUCAGGGCUUUCUGUUUUGUCAGGAGUCAGCCGGCGUGCGAGAGCGUUCGCGGGCUAUAUAGACACCGCUGGGAGCUCAGGGGCUGGUGAGUCUAGUUACGUAUGGGACAUGUGCUACUUACGCCAGAUGAAAUAUUGUGACAGCAGAGACAGGAAAGAGGGCACGCUCCUGUCACUGAGGAAUGGAAGUCACUGCAGCUGUAAACAGUGCUGGAAGAGGUCUAGACCGUCCCUCGCUGAGCGUGCCUCGGGGGUCGUUCCCUCGGUUUAUGUUUUUCUUGGUGCCGACGAAGUAACAUCUUGCCCUCAGGGGGUAGGGCACUCUGUUCUGGUCGGUAUUGUUUGUGUUUGAUGUUCUCGAGUUCAGCACCCAGGGUUCUGCGUGAGGAACUUUGCUCCGAGACUUGUCAACAAAUGCAGCGUUAAAUAAAGCAGCCACUGAGUGAAGUUCGAAUGUGCUCGCUGGGUGGAAAACAAGUCAGCGCGGGGAAGAAGUGAGCCACAUCGCUCCAAACGGUUUCACUUGCUUAAACCAAGGAGACAGAGAGACUACUGGAAAACUAUGCAGAGCCUUGGUCUAAAUGGGUCCGGUUAUGCCUCCCAGUAAGAAGCCGGAAAGUUCCGGGGUCAGCGUCGCGAGCGGCCUGAGCCAGUUCUAUCAGGCGAGCUCCAUCACACGCGCCCUGCAGGAGGCCGAAGAGAUGGACCUGGCUCUGCCCACCAUCAAACUGGAGAAGGGCAGCAUGGAGGACGAGGAACUCACUAACCUCAACUGGCUCCACGAGAGCAAGAAUCUGCUCAACAGUUUCGGUGACCCCGUGCUGAGGAGCGUCAGCCCCGUCCAGGACUUGGACGAUGACACCCCGCCCUCCCCGGCCCACUCGGACCUCCCUUACGACGCCAAGCAGAACCCGAACUGCAAACCCCCUUAUUCGUUCAGCUGCCUCAUCUUCAUGGCUAUAGAAGAUGCCCCCUCCAAGAGACUCCCAGUUAAAGACAUUUACAACUGGAUCCUGGAACACUUCCCUUACUUUGCCAACGCCCCCACGGGGUGGAAGAACUCAGUCAGGCACAAUCUGUCCCUCAAUAAGUGUUUUAAGAAAGUGGACAAGGACAGAAGUCAGAGUAUCGGGAAGGGCUCCCUGUGGUGCAUAGACCCCGAAUACAGACAGAAUCUCAUCCAGGCGCUGAAGAAGACACCUUAUCAUCCUUAUUCCCAGGUGUUCACCACGCCUCCCACCUCUCCUCAGGCAUAUCAAAGUAUGUCCAGUCCUCCAAUUUGGCCAGGAAGUCCCUUUUACAGAAAAAACAAGGGAGUCCUGCUACAAGUCCCUCAGGGAGUGAUCCAGAAUGGAGCUCGAAUGAUGAGCCAGGGCCUCUUCCCAGGAAUCCGACCCCUUCCCAUCAACCCCAUUGUCAGCAGGACAGCCGCUGUCAGGUCAGUACUCGGAUACAGAAUAACCAGUGACGGCGAGCCAACCCGUAACUCUCCACUGGUCAGCAGCGACCCCAAGGAGGACCACACCUACAGUUUUGCCAAAUCUUCCAGCUCGGAUGUCGGAGAAGAGGCCCACUGCGACGGAAGCGAGGUGAGCUUCCACGCCAACGAGGCCGGCAGCGAUGCCGAGGAGGACGACAAGAGCAAAAUCAAGAAGGAGCCCAAGGAGUGGUCCGUGGACGCCCUAGCUCUGGCCCAGCACAAGAAACGGCAACAUUUGACAAAAGUCAAACAGAGAGUGGCCAGUGACACUCUUCCUCUAAAAAAGAGGCGCACGGAGAAGCCUCCGGAAAGUGACGACGAGGAGAUGAAGGAGGCGGCCGGAUCCCUGCUUCAUUUGGCGGGAGUCAGGGCCUGUUUGAACAAUAUCACCAACCGGACGGCAAAGGGGCAGAAAGAGCAAAAAUAAUGAACUGACUGUAUUAUAAAGAAAAAAAAAAAAACAUCACUUUGAAUAGAAUUUACUAUUUUUUUCCAGGACAUCAGGUGAAUUCUACUGAUUUGUGGCAAUAUCAACAAUCACUUUGUUUUCCUAUCUUUAUAGGUAACAUUUUACUGAGGGUUCCUUGUUUUAGUUCACGUUUAGUUCAUUUUAUUGUGAUUUCUUUUUUAAUCUACGGAGAUUGAAGCCAUAGCCUUCCCUUUUUUAAGCAAAGCAUUUCAUUCGACUGAGAGAAAAAAGUGAUAGUAAAAUUUGCCCUGCCCCAUUGUCAUACUUAAAGGGAUAGUUCACUUUAAAAAAAUGAAAAUUCUGACAUUAUUUACUCACCUUCAUGUCGUUGCAAACCUGUAAGACCUUCGUUCAUCUUCGGAACACAAAUUAAGUUAUUUUUGAUAAAAUCAGGGCUUUCUGACCCUCCAUAGACAGCAACACAACUGACACGUUUAAAGUCCAGAAAGGUAGCAAGGACAUUGAUAAAAUAGUCCAUGAGACAUUAGUGGUUCAACUGUAAUUUUAUGAAGCUAUGAGAAUACUUUUUGUGUGCGCAGAAAACAAAAAUAACAAGUUUAAUCAACAAUCAGUCUUCAACGCACAUUCAUGAGCACCUUGACACACAUGCAAACAUUGGGCCUCAUUCAUGAAACAAGCAGAAUGAAUUUUUGUGUAAAUCGUAAAUUUUAGAAAUCAUGAAAAUGUUUGUAUUUUCAAAAUGGUAGUUGGUACAAAAGAAAUGUACACCUGCUCCUUACCACGUGUAAAUGAUGUGUAAAACGUUCUGUGUUCAUUUUGUUCUUUUUGUUUUUUUUUUUUUUGGAGUCGAUAACUCUAAAACGGAGCGCUUGCCACUAUUUACCCAGCCAUAAAUAGAGGAGGAGUAGGACAAAUACCAACCAUCCUACUUGCCUACAACAAUGGAGAAGUCAAAAUUACUGGUUACUGCUUUUUUAUAUUUAGUAAAAUUCUUAAAAAUGAAAUACCAGUAAUACAUUCCCGCCGUGGAUAUUCCAAGUCAUAGCAACCGAAGUGUUUCAGCUGAAAAAACACUGUGCCACCAAAGCGUUUUCAAGCGCCACCAGCUGGUCAUUUUAGGAAGAGCGGCUGACAUUUUUUUUUCGCUGGCUAAAAACUCUUUGGUGGAUGCACGUUAUUGUAUAAUUAUUGUUAGGCAUAUGGCAUAUUAUUUUUUGCAUUUAUGCAAUAUACCGGAGCCAAACCUGAGAAAGUAGACCUGAAUAUUCCACUGCGUUCCUGGACACGCAAUUUGCGUAGCUGUAAUUCAUAGUUGAGGAUUAUGCUAAUUGUGAAUGAGCGUGCACUAACCCACUGUUAUUCAUUAACAUACACGUUUAACUAUCAUAUCGGAUGUUUAUGAAGCGUUUGAGAAUCUGGAGGAGAGUUUUCAGGAAGGUCUGUUUUAUCACUCAGAAUUUACUCAUAUUUUUACGCAAGUUUCAUGAAUGAGGACCAAUGAGUGAACAAUGUUCAAUACAUGGAAGCUCAAGCAUAUGUGACCCUGGACCACAAAACUUUUCUUAAGUCUUAAGUAGCACGGGUAUAUUUGUAGCAAUAGCCAAAAAUUUGUUGUAUGGGUCAAAAUUAUUGAUUUUUCUUUUAUGCCAAAAAUCAUUAGGAUAUGAAGUAAAGAUCAUGUUCCAUGAACUUUUUUUGUGAAUAUGCUACUGUAAAUAUGUCAAAACUUAAUUUUUGAUUAGUAAUAUGCAUUGCUAAGAGCUUCAUUUGCACAACUUUAAUGGUGAUUUUUGUAAUGUUUCGAUUUUUUUUCCACCCUCGGAUUUUCAAAUAGUUGUAUCUCGGCCAAAUUUUGACCCUUUUUGGCCUUUUUACCCUUAUGACUGGUUUUGUGGUCCAGGGUCACACAUUUGCUUGAGGCACAAGAACCAGUGAGGUUCAUUCUCGUACGUCACGCCAACACAUUUUAGCUUUUUAAAAGGUUUGUUCUCAGUUGUGUCUUUUCAGAAGACUGAAAUUGAACUGCUUGAUUCAUAUGGAUUUAAGUUUUGAUUUUGUUUUUAAAUUACGUUUUGAAGCUCAAUAGGACAAAAUGUCUCAUAUUUUGCUACAAAUAUAACAUUUGUGUUCUAAAGAUGAGGAGUCUUAUGGGUUUGCAACAACAUAAGAGUGAGUAAAUGACAGAAUUUUAAUUUUGGGCUGAACUAAUCCUUUACAAAACAUGACAGCAAAUUGUGUUCUGCAGUCAAAAGUAGUUAACGAGUUAGCGAUAAUUAUGUGUUAUAGUAAUCUCUGCUGUAAUAUAAGAUGUUUUAGAAGCACAGGGCAGUGCCAAAGACAAUCCUCGAGCAGUUUCUGUGAUGUCACUCUCAGCAGCGUCGUGUUUAAAACACUCAUGUCUGUCGUUUGGCUCGUAUGAAUCAUAAUUCACCGGGAUGAGAGUAAAGCCAUAAGCUUUGGUCAAAGUGCUUUUUGGAGUCAAAAGUGAUACAUUUAAGGCUCUCGGAACUGCCCACGUUUUUUCCUAAGCAAUCAAAUUGAGUGAUAUUUUCCAUCUCGAGCGAUAGCGGAUGGCACAAUGAAAAUGAAAACUCUGAGCUAAAGCUACAAUACCUGCCAGGUGUAUUCUAAUAGCAGACUGUGGAGUUGUUUUGUGUUUGUUCAAUUGUUUACGUUUCUUUGAAAUGUUUUAUUUGAAACCCUCGUGAUGUAAUAAGCAAUUUCAUCCAGUCAGGAUAAACACUGUAUAAAAGUAACACUAGACCAUUUUCCUUUCUUAAUUUAAGCAAUGUAGCCAGCAGGAUUUUCCAAAUCGUGUUGCAUGGGUUCUGUAAAGAAAAAGAAGACCGUUUUUUUAAAACUCAAAGUUCAUGUAAGGUAAAUAAUGUAUUUAGCAUGGAGCAUGAAUUAUUUUCAUAUAAAUAUAGAUCCUAGAGAACUAAGGCGCCGCCUCUAAUUUCUAUGCCAAUAGGCCUAGUCUCUUUCGUUGUUUUUUUGUCGAAAUUUGAUUUCCAUUUGUCGUCCUCAUCGCCUUUGUGUUGAAGCAGGCAUCUUAACAAUUACCUUCUUCAGGGACAAACACUGACUGUUGGGAAACUCUCUCUGCAAUACGAGGACUCGGGCUAGCGGCCGCCCCCGAAUACCCACGAAUACCCGCUACGUCAAUGUCCGUGUCGUCAAGGAGAAGUUCGUAGUGAGUGUCGGUCCCCCUUCCGGCUCCGUGCCUGCUUUUCUUCCAUGUGUAAUCCGGAUGUGCGUGUCUGUGAUUUAUUCAGGGUCUUCCAUUUUGUCCCACGAGACUUUGGAUAUGCCGUUUGGGUUUGUUUUUUUGUUUCUUUUGGUUUGUUUUAUUCCUGUAUUUACAUGUAGCACUGUUCAGGAGUCAUCAGUAUUGAUUCAGUUGUUCUCGGUACAGGCAGUCAGACGGUUAUUUACGCCUCCGCGCAUAUAUAUUUAAGCACUUAUAGACAAUACAAACAAGUGAUACCAGAGCUCAGUGCAAACGCUAGUGUAUAUAUUCUCACGACCUCACCGAAUUGCACUUUUCUUGUUUUAACGUUAAGGAUUCAGUGCCAAAGCCUGUAAUGACUCUAUACACUGCAAAACGGACGAUGCAUACUUGAUAUGUCGGUCAUAAACAUGUCAAUAAGUUGUAGCAUUUCUGUCAUGUAUAAGAUAUUCUCAGUCCUAUUUGUUAAUGUCGCACUGCAUUGCUGUUUCACCAAGUCACACUGCCUUCCCCGUUCAUCUGGCGACGACGAUAAUGGUUCGACCCGAUGUUUUGUAGCGUGCUGAAUGUUAUAUCUGACCCAUGAGUGUUAAUGUGAUGUCUCCAGUUGGCAUGCCUGUUCCCUUAACCAAGCUAGACAUUUCUUGACACAGAAUAACCCUGAUUAUAACCUCGUCUGCUGGUCUUUAUAAACAUCUGUCGUAUCACAUUUCCGUUCAAUAUGCUUCAAACUGGGAAACCGGUAGCCGAGAGAGCUAUGAGUCCUUUAUACACUGCCUUCCUUCAAAGACAACACUCACUACGGAACUUUUCCUUUCUAGUUCUUUCAGAGGAACCUGAAACAUGUUAAAAAGCAUCAAGAAGAGCCAGACAAAAAAAAAUUAAAUGUUGAUAGGAGGCGGAGUGAUUUUUUAAUUUUUUUCCCCCAUUGUGUUUUUUGUUCAAAGGUUCCUGUUAACUGCCAUUCUGUUACGUGUUUGAGUUGUUCAAGAUGAAAGUAAGGUAGUCCAUUUGGUUUGUAAUGAAAUAUUCGGUCUGAUGGCAUGUGCACCCUGCUAAUAUGUCAAUAUAGAGGCGUAAUUGCACUCUGUAUUUCCUUUGACUUGUAAUCAUAUUGCCAAAGACAACAAUUUUAUCGAUUCAUGUAAAUACCACUUUGUCCAUUGCUACGACAAAUUAUAUUUGUUUUUGUUUCGUUUUGUUUUUUUCUCCAACCCUACCAUCAAGUUUCUGUGAUGUAUUGUCUUCCAGUUGCAAUAAAAAAAAAAAAGUUGCAAAGGUGA